Molecule: messenger RNA, 3357 nt
Organism: Aspergillus puulaauensis
Lineage: Eukaryota; Fungi; Ascomycota; Eurotiomycetes; Eurotiales; Aspergillaceae
Gene: hmg1
Product: HMG-CoA reductase
Exons: 4
Coding region: 1-3357 (1118 amino acids)
Biological process (GO): ergosterol biosynthetic process; coenzyme A metabolic process; isoprenoid biosynthetic process
Cellular component (GO): peroxisomal membrane; endoplasmic reticulum membrane
Molecular function (GO): hydroxymethylglutaryl-CoA reductase (NADPH) activity; protein binding
Source: RefSeq, a predicted model, not a curated record
AUGGCUUCUACAUUGAUUCGGAGGAAAUUUCCAGCAACAGAUGGAGGUAGUGAACCCGAACCCUCGUGGCUGAAGCGUCAAGUUACCGGUCGUCUGCAGUCCAUCUCUCGUCGCGCGUGUAUCCAUCCCAUCCACACAAUCGUCGUGAUUGCGCUUCUUGCGAGUACAACCUAUGUUGGCCUUCUCGAGGGAAGUUUGUUCGACUCGUUCAGGAACCCCAAGCAUGCCUCGGGCCAGGUUGAUGUUGACUCGCUUCUCCUUGGAAGUCGGAGCCUCCGGCUAGGAGAAGAUACGUACUGGAAAUGGCAAGUCGAGGAAUCGGCGACGCAGGAGGAAUACGAGGCUGCUCAGCACCUCGCUUUGAUGACCUUGAUCUUUCCGGAUUCCGUGUCGAAAGCAGAGUCGUCUGCACCCGUUGCCGACACUAUCUCGGUGCCCGCCAACACCUCUGCUCAGCGACUCCCGCAUACUCCUAAUCUAUUCUCCCCGUUCUCCCACGACUCGUCUAUUGUCUUUACCCUCCCGUUUGGCCAGGUCCCUCAGUUCCUGAAGGCGGUUCAAGAGCUUCCUGACCCGACGGUUGAGGGCGAGGAAGGGGAACAAAAACAAUGGAUCAUGCGUGCUACCCGGGGCCCAGUCAGUGGUUCGCGUGGAUCGGUUAGGUUCUGGCUCGCAGAUGCGUGGACUUCCUUUGUUGAUCUGAUCAAGCACGCCGAGACAAUCGACAUUGUGAUCAUGGCCUUGGGUUACCUUGCGAUGCAUCUCAGUUUUGCAUCUCUCUUUUUCUCCAUGAAACGGUUGGGGUCGAAAUUCUGGUUGGCAACCACAGUGCUUUUCUCCGGCAUUUUCGCAUUUCUGUUUGGCCUUCUCGUUACAACGAAAUUCGGUGUUCCCAUCAACGUGCUUCUUUUAUCGGAAGGCCUUCCGUUCCUGGUUGUGACAAUUGGUUUCGAAAAGCCGAUUAUUCUCACCAGAGCCGUCCUUAGUGCCUCGGUAGACAAGAAGCGUCAAGGACCAGCCACGCCAACUCCUAGCUCUAUCCAAGACUCCAUUCAGACUGCCAUCAAAGAGCAAGGUUUCGAAAUCGUGAGAGAUUACUGUAUUGAAAUUGCGAUCCUUAUUGCGGGAGCUGCAUCCGGAGUCCAAGGUGGCUUGAGGCAGUUUUGCUUCCUCGCUGCCUGGAUUCUUUUCUUCGACUGCCUUUUGCUCUUCACUUUCUACACGACUAUCCUCUGCAUCAAGCUUGAAAUCACACGCAUUAGACGCCAUGUUGCGCUCCGUAAGGCCCUGGAGGAAGACGGUAUUACUCAGCGUGUUGCGGAAAAUGUCGCCUCAAACAAUGAUUGGUUUGGUUCAGGAUCGGACAAUGGCAGCUCUGAUGACACUAGCGUCUUUGGACGGAAAAUCAAAUCGAACAAUGUGCGCCGAUUCAAGAUCCUCAUGGUUGGAGGUUUUGUGCUGUUCAAUGUCGUGAAUAUGUCCACAAUUCCUUUCCGGAAUUCGACGAGCUUGUCUCCUAUGCGCAACGUAUUUUCUCCCACGCCAAUCGAUCCAUUCAAGGUUGCUGAGAAUGGUCUUGAUACAAUCUACGUUGAAGCCAAAAGCCAGAAGAUGGAGACAAUUGUGACGGUUGUCCCACCUAUCAAGUAUAAGCAUGAAUACCCUUCUGUACAUUAUGCAAAGCUUGGAGAGAGCCAGUCUCUUGAAAUCGAAUACACCGACCAGCUCCUGGACGCUGUUGGUGGUCGUGUCAUCGACGGCCUCUUGAAGAGCAUUGAGGAUCCAGUCAUCAGCAAGUGGAUCAUUGCUGCGUUGACCUUGAGUAUUGUUUUGAAUGGUUAUCUCUUCAACGCUGCAAGGUGGAGCAUCAAGGAACCGCAAUCUGCCACACCUAAGGAGUCUGUCAAGCCAAAGGUCUACCCGAAAGUCGACUUAAACCCUCCUGGCCCCAAAAAGAGCCUGGAAGAGUGUGAGGCGAUGCUCAAAUCGAAAAAGGCUGCUUACCUCAGCGAUGAGGAGCUGAUCGAACUCUCCUUGCGUGGAAAACUUCCCGGAUACGCCCUGGAGAAGUCUCUGGAGAACGAGGACCUUAUGAGCCGUGUCGAUGCCUUUACGCGGGCGGUCAAAAUUAGAAGGGCUGUAGUGUCAAGGACACCGGCAACGUCGGCAGUCACCAGCUCCUUGGAGGCCUCCAAGCUGCCUUACAAAGACUACAAUUAUGGCCUUGUUCACGGUGCAUGCUGCGAGAAUGUCAUUGGUAACCUGCCAUUGCCCAUAGGAGUUGCUGGGCCUCUCACUAUCGACGGUCUAAGCUAUUUCAUUCCCAUGGCCACUACUGAGGGUGUCUUGGUGGCUAGUGCUAGUCGAGGCGCUAAGGCUAUCAACGCCGGCGGUGGUGCAGUAACUGUCUUGACUGGUGAUGGCAUGACUCGCGGUCCCUGUGUCGGCUUCCCUACACUUGCGCGAGCAGCAGCAGCUAAAGUUUGGCUUGACUCCGACGAGGGGAGGAACAUCAUGACAACUGCAUUCAACUCUACUAGCCGCUUUGCCAGACUACAGCACAUGAAGACCGCUCUUGCCGGUACCUACUUGUAUAUUCGGUUCAAGACCACUACCGGUGACGCCAUGGGUAUGAACAUGAUCUCAAAGGGUGUCGAGAAAGCACUAAAUAUUAUGGCAACGGAGUGUGGGUUUUCUGAUAUGGCCACCAUCUCUGUGUCUGGUAACUUCUGUACCGACAAGAAGGCAGCUGCUCUCAACUGGAUUGAUGGUCGCGGGAAAUCGGUUGUGGCAGAGGCCAUUAUUCCCGGCGAGGUCGUUCGCAAUGUGCUCAAGAGUGACGUGGAUGCUCUGGUGGAAUUGAAUACAAGCAAGAACUUGAUUGGAAGUGCGAUGGCAGGCAGUUUGGGUGGAUUCAAUGCUCAUGCAUCUAACAUUGUCACUGCAAUCUUCCUUGCAACUGGCCAGGAUCCUGCACAGAACGUCGAAAGCAGCAGCUGCAUUACGACCAUGAAGAACUCAAAUGGCAAUCUCCAGAUAGCCGUAUCUAUGCCUUCGAUCGAAGUCGGCACCAUCGGUGGCGGCACUAUUCUUGAAGCUCAGUCUGCUAUGCUCGAUUUCCUCGGCGUUCGUGGUUCUCACCCUACCAACCCAGGUGACAACGCACGCCAGCUAGCUCGUAUUGUGGCAGCCGCCGUCCUUGCUGGUGAACUGAGUCUGUGCUCUGCACUAGCGGCUGGACACCUUGUCAGAGCGCACAUGGCCCACAACCGCAGUGCUGCUCCCACUCGAUCAGCGACUCCAGUUUCAGCAGCUGUUGGUGCUACGCGCGGACUGUCCAUGACGUCUUCUAAAUAG